CCAUCUUGUCUAUCGUGACAACUAGGCCUGUGUGAGGGCUGAAAUAUAAACAGAGGAGUUUAUUACAAAAUCUGUGUCAAAUUGGCGGUGUCAACACAUUUAUUGAGUCAGCAUCAAUGAAUACAUUGGAUCAACAAUGACAGAUGUGCAGGCGUCCCCUCGGAAUGGGGGUGGUAGAAGUAAAGGAAAAGGCACAAAUGACCCGAUCAGGUUUUUGCCAGUUUUACCAUCAAAAAGAACUAAACCGUCAUGGCAGCAGGGCCAGCCAUUGUUUGAGUUGUCCGGCAAACCAGUGGAGGAGGAAAAAAAUGGAAUUGAUCUGGUUGGAGAACUGACAGCAAGAGAACCAAAAAGACGGAAGACAGGGAAACUGAAGCCAUUAGACAGACAAAAUGGAUCAACAAAUGGCGAUGUUUCCCAGUUUCAGCAGCCGAAGAAAGACCGUGAACAUUUCAGGAAAGCCCUCGUCGAUAUCAUCAUGCAAGAUGAUCAGGGUAUGCCCCACAGCAGUACAGCGUCCAUGAAUGGAGACCUGCCACCUCUGUCUCGCACAGGGUCUCCCACAGGGGCAGAGAAGGAUAUUCUGCGUUACUAUUACUACAUCCACAACGGAAUUGACACUGAGCAUGUCGCUCCCAUGGAGGACUCCUGGCUGGAAAACGUCCUCACUCUGGUCCCGUACGAACUCAAGACUGGCCACGGAGAGACAAUUGAGAAUUUGUCAGAUGAAAUGAGAGAAGACUAUCUGCUCAGUGUAAAGAAAGCUAUUGUUGACUUCGUGCUGAAGGACCCGCGGGAGAAAGAAGACGACAACAAGGAGAAGCCUCCUCCUCAUCGCGAGGAAAUGGAUGUCGUACCGAAACCCUGGCACAAAUCCUUUGUCCAGGGCCUGGAACUGACCACACAGAACCUACACAUAACCACACCCUGUAUGCUGCAGGUCCUCGACUUCUGGCAUGUCUCGUUCGGCAACCUGCGGUUCAUUGAUAUCGAGGAGUUCCACAAUCGCGUCGAGUCGAUGGAGCUCGGACCGUUCCAGACACUAUGUAUGCGGCACGUAGAGGCAGCUAAAGACAGACUACUAAAAAAAUGGUUUCCCGAGGUCCAGAUCAUGUUCUACGAGGGAAACAAACGCAAACAGGUUCCCAGUAAUCAAGAUCCAGAGAAGCUUGAAUCGUUUUUCAAUUGUGCCGCAACUUUGAUGACAGACAACCUUCAGCAGCUGACCUUGAACUCUCUCAGCGAUUACACUGACCUCUUAUGUCAGCCACCACAUUCUACAAGAGCACAUGAACAUCCAGGAUUUGUGUUGCGUCUGAUCCUUGACAGUUCUGGAAUCAAGUUUGAGCCGACAUUCAAGGAGUUUGAGAUGGUCAUACUGAACGUGUAUGAUGUCAUGAUCAAAGCGUCUGGUCAGGUGCCCAGAGUGGAAACCAAACUCUACCUCGACUGGAGCGGCAACAAGAACAAGUCGAACUUACAGCCAAUCAUCCUCCUGGACAUCGUGGAGGCACACAAGCAGAAGGUGCGUGAAGUCAUCAGGAAAGAAAGCAUCGGACCUAUCGAACAUUGCAAAAUAUUCGACAAGUAUAACUUCCUGAUCUCCAAACAGGCCGAGGCUGAUGUGGAAAAUUUCGCAAAGGAGACACAUUCUUUUGAGGAAUACUCAAAGGAAGUGAAGAAAUACCAGAAGUUGGUGGAGGAAAUCACAUACGGCAUGCAAAAGGGUGAUUCGUUUAGACCAAAGGUACUAAGACUUGGCAUGUUCGAGGUUCACUGUGAUGAACUUAUCCGUGCCCUUGCUAAGCGAGCAGAGGGUUUGUGCCAGCGAUUGCUCACAUGCAUGUCAGAAGACCACAAAGAGGCUAACAAAAAAUUGUGUGACGACUACGAGGAGAUUGCAGAGAAGGCGUUGACAACACCCGCCAACACCGAAAAAUUGAUGGAGCUGAAAGCGUACAUCGAGACUGUGGAAUCGGACAUCAUAUUCAAAAUGGAAAAACGCCUGAUGGAGUCCAAGGAUCGGCUGACUUUCUUGUCGGACUUUGCACAGUUUACCCCGGCCGAGAUCCGCCUCAACGCUAAUGUGUUCAUGUGGCAUGGACGCAUGCCAGCCAUCUUUGAAGAACACAAGCUCAUCAUUUCGGAGAAGAAAUCGCAAUAUGAAGACGCAUUGAAGUUGCGUAGAGAUCGAUUCAGUGAAGAAAUGGAGAGUUACCAGAAACAGCUUGAAGAGUUUGCAACCUUUGGUGACAUGAAUGACAUCCAGAAAUAUCUGAGGAAGGCCCAAGCUCUCGACAACAAAUUGAAUGUGGCUCAGGAAAAGAUAGAGGCAUUCAACAAUGAAGAAGAGGCGUUCGGCUGGCAGACGACAGCGUAUCCCCAGAGACAGGGAAUCAUCAACACACUAAAGCCCUACCUCAGUCUGUACGAACUCACUGUCGACUUCAACAACAAAUACAAAGAAUGGAUGGAUGGACCAAUGAGUGGAGUUGAUCCUGACGAGGUUGAACAGGAUGUCGGAAACUUCUGGAGAAAUCUCUACAAACUGGAGAAGCAGUUUGACUCCGUCCCAGCUGCCAAGAAAAUUGCUCACAAGGUUAAGAACAAGGUAGAGGAGUUCCGAGAGCACAUGCCGCUCGUCAACACUCUGUUCAAUCCUGGUCUCCGUGACCGUCAUUGGGAACAGAUAUCGGAAUCAGCUUCCUUCCCUCUGAAACCAGACGACAGCUACUGUUUGUCCAAGUUUGUGGACAUGAAUCUUGAUGCCCAUAUUCCAAGAUUUGAGCAGAUCAGUGAAGCAGCUAGUAAAGAAUUCUCCCUGGAGAAAGCCAUGGAGAAGAUGAAGACAGAAUGGUCGGAAAUUGAGUUUACCAUCAUCCCGUACCGUGACACAGGAACUCAAAUUCUGUCGUCCGUCGACGACAUCCAGCUUCUUCUUGACGAUCACAUUGUCAAGACGCAGACCAUGAGAGGGUCGCCAUUUAUCAAACCAUUCGAGAAUGAGAUUCGAGACUGGGAGGGAAAGCUUAUGUUGCUUCAGGAUAUUUUGGAUGAAUGGCUGAAAGUACAGGCUACCUGGCUGUACUUGGAGCCCAUCUUCAGCUCUCCCGAUAUCAUGGCCCAGAUGCCGGAAGAAGGGCGUCGCUUCACAACUGUCGACAAAAACUGGAGGGACAUUAUGAAAUCUGCCGUUGUUGACAAGCACGUGUUGGCUGUCAUUGAGAUCGAGAAAAUUCUCGAAAGACUUAAGAAGUCAAACGAGUUGCUGGAAUUGAUUCAGAAGGGUUUGAAUGACUACCUAGAAAAGAAACGUCAGUUCUUCCCCAGAUUCUUCUUCCUGUCCAACGAUGAACUACUAGAAAUCUUGUCAGAGACCAAAGACCCCACCAGAGUACAGCCACAUUUGAAGAAAUGCUUUGAGGGUAUCUCACGUCUGGAAUUCACAGACACUUUGGACAUCACCCACAUGAAGAGCAGUGAGGGUGAGAUCGUGGAGCUCCUUGAUGUCAUUUCCACAUCCAAGGCUCGGGGACAGGUGGAAAAAUGGCUACUAGAACUUGAGGCGGACAUGAUUGCUUCCCUCCACAAGACAACUGGUGAGGCUAUCGUGGCCUACACGAAGCAGACACGAUCAGAAUGGGUCAAAAUCUGGGCUGGUCAGUGUGUAUUGGCCGUAACCGCUAUGUACUGGACUACAUACAUCCACGAAGCAUUCAAAAAGGGCGGAAGUGCGCUCAAUGAUUACCUCCAACUAAAUAAUGCACAAAUUGACGAUAUCGUAGCGAUGGUGCGAGGAAAACUGUCCAAACAAAAUCGUGUCACCCUCCAGGCUCUCAUUGUACUGGAUGUCCAUGCACGUGAUGUGCUUACUAUUCUCGUAAAGGACGAGGUGUGUGACGAGAUGGAUUUCGCCUGGCUAAGUCAGCUGCGUUAUUACUGGGAGGAGGAACGUAUGGUCACUCGUAUGAUCAAUUCUAUGCUGAAGUAUGGCUACGAAUACCUCGGCAACACUGGACGUCUUGUCAUUACCCCGCUCACUGACAGAUGUUACAGAACCCUUUUUGGAGCUCUUCACCUUCAUCUUGGUGGGGCUCCUGAGGGACCUGCAGGGACCGGGAAAACUGAAACUACCAAGGAUCUUGCCAAGGCCGUUGCAAAACAGUGCGUUGUCUUCAACUGUUCCGAUGGUCUCGACUUCAUUGCCCUUGGAAAAUUCUUCAAGGGUUUGGCCUCUUGCGGUGCCUGGUCAUGCUUUGACGAGUUUAACCGUAUUGAUCUGGAAGUGUUGUCCGUCGUGGCUCAGCAGAUUCUUACUAUCCAAAGAGGUAUCAAUGCCGGAGCGGACCGCAUGAUUUUUGAGGGCACAGAGAUCAAGCUGGAUCCCACCUGUUCCGUGUUUAUCACCAUGAACCCAGGUUAUGCUGGACGCUCCGAACUACCCGACAACCUCAAGGCGUUGUUCCGUACUGUAGCCAUGAUGGUACCUGACUACGCGCUGAUUGCCGAGAUCUCACUCUACUCCUGUGGGUUCGUGCAUGCCCGUCCGCUCUCGGUCAAAAUCGUGGCAGUGUACCGUCUCUGCUCUGAGCAAUUGUCGUCACAGCAUCAUUACGAUUACGGCAUGAGGGCCGUCAAGUCUGUGCUUACAGCUGCCGGAAAUCUCAAGCUAAAAUACCCAGAGGAGGAUGAAAACGUGCUUAUGUUGCGCUCCAUUAUUGACGUGAACUUGCCCAAGUUCUUGAGUCACGAUUUGCCGUUGUUCCACGGUAUCACUUCUGAUUUGUUCCCUGGCAUAAAACUGCCGCCCCCAGACUACGAAAUACUCAACGAGGCUAUCAAGGCCAACUGCACCAAGUUGAACUUGCAGUGUGUCAACUUCUUCUUGGAGAAGAUACAACAGAUUUAUGAGAUGAUGAUCGUCCGUCACGGUUUCAUGAUUGUCGGUGAGCCAUUCGGCGGAAAGACAAGUGCCUACAAAAUUCUGUCUCAUGCCCUAGCAGACAUUCACGAGAAGGGUCUGAUGGAGGAGAACAAGGUCCAGAUUACUGUCCUUAAUCCAAAGGCAGUCACUAUGGGUCAACUUUAUGGUCAGUUUGACCCUGUCUCCCACGAGUGGUCCGACGGAAUCCUGGCCGUGUCUUACCGAGCAUUUGCCACCUCCACAACUCCAGACAGGAAGUGGCUGAUCUUUGACGGUCCAGUUGACGCCAUCUGGAUUGAGAACAUGAACACCGUGCUCGAUGACAACAAGAAACUGUGUCUGAUGAGCGGAGAAAUCAUACAACUGGCCAACACAACCAAUCUCAUGUUUGAGCCCAUGGAUCUCGAAGUGGCCUCCCCUGCUACAGUGUCGCGCUGUGGUAUGAUCUACAUGGAGCCAUCUUCAUUGGGAUGGCGGCCAAUGGUGAAGUCAUGGCUCUUUAUGAUGCCAGCUACACUCACAGAAACCCACAAAUCCACCAUAAAUGACAUGUUUGAAAGAUUUGUGGAUGCCUGCAUCCAGCUUGUCAGGAAAGGCGGAGUUGUUGAACUGUCUCCAACCACUGAUAUUUCCCUGGUCAAUUCUCUCAUGAAUCUGAUGGACUGCCUGAUGGACGAAUUCCAAGAUGAGGCUAAAAUCUCACAGAUGGAAGAAAGGGAGAUAAUCACAUGGCUUGAGAGCAUUUUCUUCUUUGCCAUUACAUGGUCUAUUGGUGGAAGCUGUUCCGACGAUGGUCGUUCCAAAUUUGACAAAAUCCUCCGAGAAUUGAUAUCUGGUGGAAUGACGGAGGAUACAAGAGUAAAGAUAAGUCUGCCAGAGUUGGUAGACCCCCCGAUGAAACCCUACCUGAAUCCCUUCCCACCAAAGGGUCGAGUGUACGAUUACAGGUUCAUUAAGGAGGGAUCAGGACGAUGGUUGCAGUGGGCAGACGAAAUAAAAGACUCCCCUCCGAUUCCAAAGGAGGCCUCUUUUAAUGAGAUCAUUGUUCCGACUGUGGACACUGUGCGAUACACAGCACUCCUGAGCAUGCUCCUCACACACAAGAAGCCCACGCUGUUUGUUGGGCCGACCGGUACAGGCAAAAGUGUCUACGUGGGCGACUUCUUGCUGAACAAACUGGACAAGGAGCUAUACAAACCAAACAUCUUGAAUUUCUCCGCCCAGACAACGGCCAACCAGACACAGAACAUGAUCAUGUCGAAGCUGGACAGGCGUAGGAAGGGUGUGUUCGGUCCACCCCUCGGCAAGACCGCGUUGGUGUUUGUGGACGACCUGAACAUGCCGAUGCAGGAGACUUUUGGUGCUCAGCCACCCAUUGAAUUGCUGCGUCAGUGGCAGGACCACUGGAACUGGUACGACUUAAAGGAGAUCACAGCCAUGAAGCUGAUUGACAUCCAGCUGGUGGCAGCCAUGGGACCACCUGGUGGCGGACGUAAUCCUGUUACACCCAGAUUCCUCCGUCAUCUCAACACAAUCACGAUCAACGAGUUUGACGAUGAUACUAUGAUCACCAUCUUUAAAAGGAUAAUGGAGUGGCAUAUUUCCUCCAAAGGAUUCAGUAAUGAGUUCAAGCCUUGCGUAGAGCAGUUGGUUCUCGGCACACUGACCGUCUACAAGGAAGCCAUGAAGAAUCUGCUGCCAACACCAACCAAAUCCCAUUAUCUGUUUAACCUGCGAGAUUUCAGCAGAGUCAUCCAGGGGGUACUGUUAUCGACCCCGGAAACCAUGGAGGAACCAGCAUCCAUGAAAAGACUUUGGGUCCAUGAGGUAUUCCGAGUCUACUAUGAUCGUCUCGUUGACGACGCUGAUCGGAAUUGGCUCUUUACCUACGUCCGUGAAGUGUGUAAAACAGAACUCAGGGAAGACUUUGAUCAAUUGUUCAUACAUCUAGACUUUGAUAAUGACGGAAAGGUCACAGAAGAUGACCUCCGUAGCUUAGUGUAUUGUGAUUUCGCUGACCCGAAAUCUGACUCGAAACAUUAUGUAGAGGUUCGGGAUCUGGAAAAUCUACGCGUAACUGUGGAGGGUUAUCUGGAUGAGUUUAACAACAUGAGUAAAAAACCGAUGAACCUCGUACUGUUCAGAUUUGCUAUUGAGCACGUUUCCAGAAUUGCUAGAAUCAUCAAACAGCCCAGAAGCCAUGCCCUUCUAGCCGGAGUCGGUGGCUCCGGACGUCAGUCGCUAACAAGACUUGGUGCACACAUGGCUGACUUUGAUCUCUUCCAGGUUGAACUCUCAAAAAGUUACGGAACUCCAGAGUGGCGUGAAGAUUUGAAGAGAAUUUUACGUAAAUCUACAGAAAGUGAUAACCAUGGCGUAUUCCUUUUCUCCGACACUCAGAUCAAACAAGAAUCUUUCCUGGAGGAUAUAAACAACUUACUUAAUGCGGGUGAGGUGCCAAACCUUUUCGCUAUUGAUGAAAAGCAGGAAAUUUGCGAAAAAAUGCGACAAUUGGAUCGACAGAGGGACAAAACAAAGCAAACAGAUGGUACGCCAGUCUCUCUGUUUAACUUCUUCAUCUCCCGAGUAAGAGACCAGCUCCAUAUUGUGCUGGCCAUGAGUCCCAUUGGAGACACGUUCCGGAGCCGUCUCAGGAAAUUUCCCUCUCUUGUGAACUGUUGCACCAUUGACUGGUUCCAGUCCUGGCCAGAGGAUGCCCUGCAGGCCGUAGCCCUUCGAUUCCUCGAGGAUGUGGAGCUCGGCGAAGAAGAACGUGUCGGCUGCACGACAAUCUGUAAACUGUUCCACACAUCCACACGAGAUCUGUCCUCUCGCUUCUUUUUGGAGUUGGAACGACACAACUAUGUGACUCCAACAUCUUACCUGGAACUCAUUAGCACGUUCAAAUCUCUCCUGGAUAAAAAGCGACAGGAGGUUCAGAAGCAGAAAAGGCGAUACGAGGUUGGUUUGGAUAAGCUGCAGUCAGCUGCCUCCGAGGUCGCUGUGAUGCAGAAAGAUCUAACUGACCUUCAGCCACAGCUGGUCGUCGCAAGUAAGGAAGUUGACGAGAUCAUGGUGGUCAUUGAGAAGGACUCUGUCGAGGUGGCCAAAGUGGAAAAGGUAGUGAAAGCUGACGAGGCUGUGGCCAAUGAACAAGCUAAAGCCGCCAAGGCAAUCAAGGAUGAGUGUGACGCGGACCUGGCCGAGGCUAUUCCCGCCAUGAACGCUGCCCUCGCUGCCUUGAACACACUCACAGCUCAGGACAUCACAGUUGUGAAAACAAUGAAGAGUCCCCCAUACGGCAUCAAACUGGUGCUGGAGGCAGUGUGUGUGAUCAAAGGCAUUAAGCCAGAGCGUAUACCCGACCCAAGUGGCUCAGGGAAAAAGAUUGAGGACUACUGGGGGCCCUCGAAGAAAAUGUUGGGCGACAUGAAAUUCUUAGAGAGUCUUAGAGAGUUUGACAAGGACAAUAUACCACAAGCUUACAUGAAACAGCUGCGUGCUAAGUACAUGAAUAAUCCCGAGUUUGACCCCGACAAGGUCAGGAACGCCUCCACUGCCUGUGAAGGUCUGUGUAGAUGGUGUCGCGCCAUGGACGUGUACGACAGAGUGGCCAAAGUUGUCGCUCCAAAGAAGAUUAAGUUGAAAGGAGCUGAAAGUGAGCUUGCGACUGCCAUGGCCUCCCUGGAGAAGAAGCGAAGCUCGCUGCGUGAGGUCCAGGACAAACUUGCUAAGUUGCAAUCUACUCUUGAAAACAACAAGAAAAAGAAGGUUGACCUGGAGAACCAAGUAGACAUGUGUCAAAAGAAAUUGGAACGAGCUGAGCAGCUGAUCAGUGGACUUGGUGGAGAGAAGGAUCGAUGGGGCCAGGCUGCCAGACGUCUUGGUAUCCAGUACACGAACCUGACAGGGGAUAUCUUGGUCUCUUCUGGUAUUGUUGCUUAUCUCGGAACUUUUACAUCAGCUUUCAGACAGGACCAGACACAAAGCUGGAUCGAGUCCAUCAGGGGCAAUGGUAUCCCCUGUUCCAAUGAUUUCUCUCUGAUAAACACUCUGGGAGAACCGGUCAAGAUUCGAGCUUGGAACAUUGCUGGUCUCCCGACAGACAACUUCUCAAUUGAAAAUGGAAUCAUGUUGUCAAAUGCCCGCCGUUGGCCGUUGAUGAUUGAUCCCCAAGGCCAGGCAAACAAAUGGAUCAAAAACAUGGAAAAAGCCAAUAAUCUUCAUUGCAUCAAACUCAGCGAUGGCGACUUUGUCCGUACUUUGGAAAAUUGUAUCCAGUUCGGAACUCCGGUUCUUCUGGAGAAUGUACAGGAAGAGUUGGACCCACUGCUGGAACCGCUGCUGUUAAAGCAGACGUUCAAACAAGGAGGCAGCAUCUGUAUCCGGCUGGGAGACAGUACCAUUGAGUACUCACAGGACUUCAAGUUCUACAUUACUACCAAGUUGCGAAAUCCCCACUACCUCCCUGAGACCUCCGUCAAGGUGACGCUGUUGAACUUCAUGAUCACGCCUGAAGGGCUUGAGGAUCAGUUGCUAGGCAUUGUGGUUGCUAAGGAGCGUCCAGAACUUGAAGAGGAAAAGAAUGCCCUGAUCAUACAGGGCGCUACCAACAAACGCCAACUGAAGGAGAUUGAGGACAAGAUCCUUGAAGUACUAUCUUCUUCUGAAGGCAAUAUUCUAGAGGACGAAACAGCCAUUAAGAUCAUGUCCUCUUCCAAAACCUUGUCAGAUGAGAUUUCAGAAAAACAGGCGAUUGCUGAGGAAACAGAGAAGAAAAUUGACAAAGCUCGUCUGGGCUACAAACCAAUUGCCAUUCAUUCCACCAUCUUGUUUUUCUCGAUUGCCGAUCUGGCCAACAUUGAACCUAUGUACCAGUAUUCUCUCACCUGGUUCAUCAUGCUCUUCGGAAUGUCGAUCGAGAAUGCAGAAAAGUCGGAUGAUCUCGAGCUACGUUUGAAAAACCUGCACAACCAUUUCACGUAUUCUUUGUACUGCAACAUCUGUAGGUCCCUGUUUGAGAAAGACAAGCUGUUGUUUUCCUUCUUGUUGGCCGUCAACAUUCUAAAACACGACAAAUUGGUAAAUGAAGAAGAGUGGCGAUUCCUGUUGACCGGAGGAAUAGGUCUGGACAACCCACACAGCAACCCCACCACCUGGUUACCACCCAAAUCCUGGGAUGAGUUCUGCCGUCUGGAUGACCUUGAACACUUUAAGGGCAUUCGUCAAAAGUUUAUUCCACAGAAAGACCAAUGGAGAGAGAUGUACGAUUCACUGGAGCCCCAAAACGCCAAAAUGGCGGGAGAAUGGAAUGAUAAACUUCAGAUGUUCCAGAAGAUGUUGGUCAUCCGAUGUCUACGUCCAGAUAAGGUUGUCCCAGCCGUUCAAGACUUUGUGGCUGAGAAAAUUGGGAAGAAAUUUAUUGAACCUCCACCUUUUGACCUUCCUAAAGCUUUUGCAGACAGUACAUGUUCAGCACCUCUGAUUUUCAUUCUGUCUCCUGGUGCAGAUCCUAUGUCCUCCCUCCUCAAGUUUGCUGACGAUCAGGGAUUUGGUGGGGCCAAAUUUGACUCCCUGUCUCUAGGACAAGGUCAGGGGCCAAUUGCCAUCAAGAUGAUUCAGAAAGGAAUUAAGGAAGGAACUUGGGUGAUGCUGCAGAACUGUCAUUUGGCACCGUCUUGGAUGCCUACCUUGGAGAAAGUUUGUGAAGAGCUAAACCCGGAACAAACACAUCCCGAUUUCCGUAUGUGGCUGACAAGUUACCCAGCAUCAUUCUUCCCUGUGUCCAUACUGCAAAAUGGAGUGAAAAUGACCAAUGAGCCCCCCAAAGGACUGAGGUUCAACGUUCUUCGGUCAUAUUUGACAAAUCCUAUUUCUGACCCGGAGUUUUUCUCUUCUGUCAAGAAUCAGUAUGCUUGGAAGAAGCUUUUGUUCGGUCUGUGUUUCUUCCAUGGAAUCGUGCAAGAGAGGAGGAAAUUUGGACCGCUAGGCUGGAACAACCCUUACGAGUUUAACGAGACCGACUUACGUAUCAGCGUCCAACAGUUGGCCAUGUAUUUGAAUGAGUACAAGGAUAUCCAAUAUGAAGCCAUCCGUUACCUGACUGGAGAAUGUAACUACGGAGGGCGUGUCACUGAUGAAUGGGAUCGCCGUACUCUUCACAGCAUCCUCGACAAAUUCUACAGCACCAGUGUCAUUGAGGACAAAAAUUACAAAUUUGAUGAGACUGGACAUUAUUUCUCUCCCAAUGACCUUGAUUAUGAGGGUACCCUCCAGUUCAUCCGAGACCUACCAUUGAACUCCAAGCCUGGAAUCUUUGGUAUGAACGACAAUGCUGACAUCACCAAGGACCAAGGAGAGACACGUCUCCUUUUCGCCAACAUCCUCCUAACACAGAAACGGGCUAAAGCUUCGUCUGAAGGAGGCAAAUCCACAGAUGAAGUUGUGGAUGAAGUGGCUGCGGACAUCCUGUCCAAGUUGCCGCCAAACUUCGACACUGAUGCUGCGCUGAGGAAAUAUCCUACAUCCUACAAACAGAGCAUGAACACCGUCCUCGUCCAGGAAAUGGUGCGCUUCAACCGUCUCCUCAUCACAAUCCGAUCCAGCCUCGUCAACAUCAGGAAGGCACUUAAGGGUCUUGUUGUCAUGUCCGGUGACCUUGAGGAGGUGGUACUGAGUAUCCUGAAGGGCGUUCCCCCUGGUAUGUGGAUGAAGAAAUCCUACCCCUCCCUCAAACCAUUAGGAAGCUAUGUCAAUGAUUUCCUGGCUCGUCUUAAGUUCCUCCAGGACUGGUAUGAUCAAGGGCCACCUACCAUUUUCUGGAUCUCUGGCUUUUACUUCACACAAGCCUUUUUGACUGGUGCCCAGCAGAAUUAUGCCAGGAAGUACACCAUCCCUAUUGAUCUGCUCGGCUUCGACUACGAUGUCUUAGAGGACAGAGAAUACGACGAGUCUCCUGAUGAUGGUGUGUAUGUGAAUGGCCUAUUUGUGGACGGAGCAAGAUGGGACAGGAAAACUAAGUUGCUGGCGGAGUCUGAACCCAAGAUUCUGUUCGACCCCUUGCCUAUGGUGUGGGUAAAACCAAUUAAGAGAAGCGAUAUCCCAGAUCGGCCAAUUUACAGAUCACCUAUCUACAAGACAAGUGCACGUCGCGGUGUUUUAUCAACAACAGGUCACUCAACCAACUUCGUCAUUGCUAUGAGUAUUCCUUCGAACCACCCCCAGCAUCACUGGAUUGGAAGGGGUGUGGCCCUGCUGUGUCAGCUCGACGAUUAAAGACUCGCCCACACCCGAAGGGGCAGAGCUUAACUUUAAACUUUACAUAUGCAUAUAUCUUGUUGAAUAAAUUAGAAGCUGUCAAUCAAUGUGUGAUGGGUGUGGCUUCCAUCAUUGUGCUGAUGAGGGACCCAAAGAUAUGGACUGAUAGUCAAAUAACCUGACCUGAAUCGAAAAAUUAACACAAGUUUGGAGUGUGACACACAAACUGUUGUUUUUUUUAAUAUUUUGGAUUGAAGAGUAAGUAUGUAAAUAAUAAAAGAAUACAAUGAUCCGACAGAAACUAGUUGAAUUUCUGUCCUAUUGAAAUGACACUGAUAUAAUUACAAAACAAGAGAUGAAAAUCUUACAUGUUUAGAUUAUUUUAAUAUCUACCGUAUAUAUAUUGUUAAUAAACAUGUAUCUAUAUUUGAAUAUUUAUUUAUUGAACAUAUUAUUUUUUCUUCAAAAUGAAGGUUAAAAUAUAGUAUAUAAUUGUUAUUAGCUUGAAUCACAGGGUUUGCUGAAACAGGUUUUUUUAUUACUUCUGUGAAAACAGUUUUGUGCUAUUUUCCGUCCAAACUUUGACAUGAUAUUUGUGUUUUUUAGUUAUUAUUUCAUCAGAUAUUGCAUUUUUUUUUUGUAGAAUUUCGAACUGGUUUUGAAUAUUAAAUGGACAAAAUUAUUCGGAAAAAUUCAUAUGUAAUCUUUUUUAUUUCAAAUUCUCCUUUACAUAGGUGGUGUUUUCUUGUGCAUCAAAACACUUCAAUUCCUCAAAAACAUCUGAUUGAAAAAUAAUUUUGUUGUUGUUUAUACAGAUAAUUAACAUUUCCUGUACCUCAUCUUGAUCAAGUUUUCAAAGAAUAUUUUAAUAAGGUUAAAAUGUAAAUAAUAUGAAUUUUAGAGAGAAAAAAAUAAAUUGUCUUUAUAGAAGCUGUUUCUAGUUACAACUUCAUGAAUGUGACUAAUAUUAAAUGAUAUAUAAACUUUGCAUGUUCAGAGAUAUAAUCUGUUUUCAUGCCAAGAUCCACUUUUGUGGAAAUGGCACUGUGAUACUUCUAUAACUAAUCAUGUCCUAUGAUGUUAAAUUUUACUGAUGUUGUUAAACUAGUUUGUAAAUUUAUCAUACACACUUAACUUUGAAUCACUUUAAAUGAUAUAUAUAUAUUGUUUAUUUAACAUGUCUUUGCUUUCUUUUUAUCAUUAUCAGUUUCAAAAGUGAAAAUUAUCUUUGAGACCUUAAAAGUAUUAAUUGUUUAUGUAUAAUGGAAGAUUUCUUCUUCUUAAACAUUUAUUUCUUCAGGAUUUUCUUUUGUGUAGAAUUUUGAUACAAAAAAAUGCUGUAUUCAAAUCAAUACUAUUCUUCAUUAUUUAGUGGAGCUUGACAUGAACUCUUCAAAGUUCAGCUAAAAAUGCUUCUCGAGAUGAAUUCAAAAGAAUUACAAGAAAUUACUCUGUGCAUAAAUUAUCGGUCUGUAAUGAUUAUUAAAAUCAAGUUUUCAAAGUGUUUCUGGAUGAUAUAAUAUUCCAAUUGAUGGAUAUUAACUCAUUCACCCCUGAAAUUUUCAUAAUGCACUAUUCCAACCUUUGAAUUGGAAGAGUUCAAAUGCGUCUUCAGGGGUGAAAGAUGUGGUCCAUGGAUAAUUCUGGGACUAAGAAGGGGGUUUAGUAUACUGAAUUGGGAGGGUAUCAAUAUACCGAUGUCUGUGAUAUACUCUACUAUCUGAUGUAGCGUGCCUUUCUGUAACUGCUGUAGAGACGAUUAGUGUGCCUUUUUUUUUAGCAAUAUUUAGCAACAAACUCCUGAAACUGCUGUUUUGAACUUUAGUCUCCAAACUUCCUAAACAUGAUCUGCACCGUCUGCUGAUAAUAUUAUAUAUAUACAUUUAUAUGUUUAUUUGUACAGAUAUGUGAAAAGUUGUCAAAAAAUAAAAUGCAGAUUGAUGCUGAAAUAUGUCUUGUGUUUUU
Mizuhopecten yessoensis (Yesso scallop) is the source of this 14146-nucleotide messenger RNA. Its product is annotated as dynein heavy chain 7, axonemal-like. Gene Ontology annotation, biological process: microtubule-based movement. NCBI's taxonomy places the organism in Eukaryota, Metazoa, Mollusca, Bivalvia, Pectinida, Pectinidae. The transcript has 70 exons. Gene Ontology annotation, cellular component: dynein complex. The record is from RefSeq and is a predicted model, not a curated record. Bases 137 to 12199 code for a protein of 4020 amino acids. Gene Ontology annotation, molecular function: minus-end-directed microtubule motor activity; dynein light intermediate chain binding; calcium ion binding.